AUGCCUUCUACCAAUGACACCCAGUUCCAUCCUCCCUUCUUUCUCCUGCUAGGAAUACCAGGGCUGGAGACUGUACAUAUCUGGAUUGCUUUCCCAUUCUGUGUUGUGUAUCUGAUUGCCCUUGUGGGGAACAUCACUGUUCUAUAUGUGAUCAAGACUGAACACAGUCUCCACCAGCCCAUGUUUUACUUUCUGGCCAUGUUGUCCAUGAUUGAUCUGGGUCUGUCCACCUCCACCAUCCCCAAAAUGCUGGGCAUCUUCUGGUUCAACCUCCAAGGGAUCAGCUUUGGAGGCUGCCGUGCUCAGAUGUUCUUUAUCCACAUGUUUACAGGAAUGGAGACUGUUCUACUGGUGGCCAUGGCUUAUGGCCGCUUUGUUGCCAUCUGCAACCCCCUCCAGUAGACCACCAUCCUCACCAGUAAAACCAUUGGCAUUUUAGCCUCUGUUGCUGUGGGCAGAAAUUUACUUCUUGUGACUCCAUUUGUGUUUCUCAUUCUGAGGCUGCCCUUCUGUGGGCACCACAUUGUUCCCCAUACAUACUGUGAGCACAUGGGUCUUGCCCGAUUGGCCUGUGCACCCAUUAAGAUCAAUGUUAUCUAUGGGCUCAUGGUGAUUUCUAAUGUUAUUGUAGAUGUGAUUCUGAUUGCCUCUUCCUAUGUACUGAUCCUGCAAACUGUCUUCCAUCUCCCCUGUCAGGAUGCCCGACUGAAGGCUCUCAGUACCUGUGGUUCUCACGUCUGUGUCGUGCUGUGCUUUCACACACCGGUUUUUUCUUUUAUGACACACCGCUUUGGUCGUAAUAUUCCCCACUGCAUUCACAUUCUUUUGGCUAAUCUAUAUGUGGUUGUCCCACCUGCCCUUAACCCAGUCAUCUAUGGAGUCAGGACAAAGCAAAUCCAAGAGCGGGUUGUAAAAAUAUUUGUAUAG
Molecule: messenger RNA, 927 nt
Organism: Capra hircus (goat)
Lineage: Eukaryota; Metazoa; Chordata; Mammalia; Artiodactyla; Bovidae
Product: olfactory receptor 52E4-like
Biological process (GO): G protein-coupled receptor signaling pathway
Cellular component (GO): membrane
Molecular function (GO): G protein-coupled receptor activity; olfactory receptor activity
Source: RefSeq, a predicted model, not a curated record